GGUGCGUCGGCCACGGAAUCAGAGCAGAGGGAGCAACCUGCGCGAUGCUGAAUUAAUGAAGCGCGGUCACUCAACCAUCUUCCCAUACAAUCACGGAAUAGCUAAGCCUUUGGUUCUCAGACGUUUCCCCUCCUGGCAACCGCAUGAGCUGUAUGCUGUGGGGACCCGGCACGUGGCUCGUUGGCGUGGCGCGGGAGGAGCGGUGACCACGCCUUCGCCUUCACAAGAUGGUGCGCCCAAACGCCCACCAUCACCUCCGCCUCCACCGCCCAGGCGCCCAUGCCGCCAGUGCUGGCCACACCACCACGCCGCCCGACGCGGGAAUCGAGCUUGAGCCGCUGGUGGAGGACGAGAGGGGCCCCGGCGAGGCGGCGCUGAGGCCGGAGCGCCGCUACCAGGUCGGGCGGGACACGCGGGCGGGGAGGUGCGCGCUGCCUCACGUGGGCCUGUUCAUGGCGGUGCUCUCGUCCCUCUUCUUCUCGCUCUGCUCGCUCAUCGUCAAGGUGCUGGCAGACGUGAGUCCCAUGGAGCUGGCCGUUUUCCGCUUCGUGGGGAUUUUGCUCCCGACGCUUCCCUUGCUGAUCCGCCGAGGGGACCCGCCUUUCCCUCGAGGCCGCCGCUUAAUGCUUAUGCUUCGGGGCCUGGUUGGAGCUACGUCGUUGAUGCUCCAGUUCUACGCCUUCAGACACAUGCCUCUCGCCGACGCGUCCGUCAUUGUGUUCAGCGUGCCAGUGUUCGUGGCAGUGUUCGCGCGAGUGUUCCUCGGCGAGCCCUGUGGACUGUUCCACGGCGUGGUCAUUCUGCUCACCCUCGCCGGCGUCAUUCUCAUUGCUCGGCCGCCGCUGCUCUUUGGCUCGCUCUCGGAUGCUUACACGACGGAGAACUGGUGGGGCGCGGCGGCUGCCAUAAGUGGCACAGUGGUAGCCGCCAACGUCUACGUGAUACUGCGAGUCUUGAAGGGCCUGCACUUCUCUGUGAUCAUGACCAACUUCGCUCUGGUGGCCCUGGUACUCACGCCCCUCGUGUCGUGGUUCAGCGGCGACGGGUGCGUACCGCGCUGCGGGAACGAGCGCUAUCUCAUCCUCGCCAUCGGAAUUUUCAGCUUCGGCGGUCAGAUCCUGCUGACGAAGGCGCUGCAGUUGGAGCAGGCCGGCCCAGUGUCCAUCGCGCGGACAGCCGAUGUGGUUUUUGCGUUUAUAUGGCAAGCGAUCUUCUUCCAGGAAUUCCCGGACUCCCUGAGUCUGAUGGGAGCCUUGCUGGUGACAUCCUGCGUGUUUCUGACGGGAUUGAGGAAAUGGGUCAUCUCCCUCCCCGAGACAUCGAGUGCGCGGCGGAGACUGCGCUGCCUCAUGUGCUGACUCCGGCCCUCCAGAAGCCGUGAGUGGAGCAGCGCCACAAGCUGCCAUGGCCAACACUGCGUGGCCUUCCACACUGGUAUGGCUGAGAACCUGUGCGGCGCUAAAGACUGGUAUGAUUGAAAUUGCGUGGCUCUUCAGUACAGAUUGGUAUGGCUAAGACCAUAUAUUGCUAAGGAAGGGAAUUUAUAAGACACUGUGUCCCAUUAUGUAUAGAUUGGCAUGACUGAGAUUGUGUGGCCUUACAGUCUGCCAUGGCUCAGACUGUGUAAUUCUACAGACUGGCACUGGAAAUUGUGUGGCCCCAAUCUGCCAUGGUUGAGACUGUGUAGAUGUGCAGAAUGGCUUUGUGGAUCCAGUGUGGCCCAAAAAACUGCUGUGGUUGAGACUAUGGUUCAAUAGACUGACACCACUAGAUUAUGUGGUCCAGUGAAUUGCCAUAGAUGAAACUGUGUGGCCCUCCAGUUUUGAUUGUUAAGGUUUUUUGACAUUGGCAAUUCUUAAAACUUUAAAUCUUACUUGGGGUUUUCUUCUAUUGUGAGGAGUAUGACCUGCUUCUCAGGUGACAUUGAAUAGUUUACUGUAGGUAAGAAAGUUGGUAAUAAUUCUCUUUUCACAAAGAAAUUACAUAAAUUUCUUAAACAGGUAUUGCCUAACCCAUAUGAAAUGAAAGGCAGGAAUUAAACGGGAAAUAUGAAUAAAAAUCUGCAAUCAUAGCAGAAAGAAAUAUUUAGAUAUAUUAAACAAACAUAAAAGUAAUACGAAACUGAAAUGAUUAUGGGUUGUUAUUUACCUGUGAACAUUAUAACUACUAGUUUCACCUUAGUCUUACCAUGAUGACACAUCCCUAUGGGCCUGUGUCAUAAACUCUGUUGAUUGCAAUACAGGCGUAGCUUUGCAGCACUGGACCUUAAAGGAUUAUCCUUAAUAAGGACUUAUCUAGCAGCAGUACUUUUAAUUUUACCCCAUUUUAACAAGUGUUUAAAAGAUUCUAGUUUGUUCUUGUGUAUAUUUUGUUUUAUGUCUUGUUUCUGUACUCGUAUUAUGAGAGUCCUUUUUCAACAUCCUUCUGACAAGCACAAUAAGCUUUUUCUGUUUUGAUUUAUGAAUUCUCCACUGUUUUAUAUAUUACUCCAAGUUUGAUUAUUAUUUGCUAUCUCUGUUUUUUCUGUGUGAAUAUCUUUCACGUCUUUCAUCCAGCUACAACUUUCUACCUCAUUUCUCUUUGUGAAUAAAUAAAUAAUUCAAGUAAACAAGCACAUAAUCAUGCAUGCACACAAACACAUACAUACUGGUAACAUACACACGUAUAACUACAAAUAAUAUCUCUCUCUCCCUCUCUCUCUCUCUCUCUCUCUCUCUCUCUCUCUCUCUCUCUCUCUCUCUCUCUCUCUCUCUCUCUCUCUCUCUCUCUCUCUCUCUCUCUGCUCCUUUUCAUGUUAUCCAGAAUUACUUUUUUUUCUUUUUUUCCUUUCCCUAAAUCUGUCUUACCUUUCCCAUUCCUUCCUCCUGCCCUUCCCCUUCUAUCCUUUUCCUUUUUUCCCUAUAUACAUUUUUUUUCUCGUGCCUUUCAGUUCAGCCAGGUACCAAAUGAGCACAAAAGACCGAACAGUCACAUAUUUCUUGGAAAAGUCAAUGGUACAAGUUCAAGGGAAACUGAAUGUUCAUCUUCAAUUAUCUGCAUUUUCUCUUCUCUGCUUAAUUCCACAGAGUAACUCACACCAUCAGCAUGUCACAGCACAAGUAAGAAGUUUAAGGCUGUGUUGGGCCUUGAUGAUAUAUUCUUGCUAUAAUAGUACAUCAAAGGACUUGCUUACUGAACUGAAUCAUGCAGUCCCUAACAUACUGUGCUACAAAUAAUUCUUGCUCAUUCGAGCUUGGUUAUGCUCUUCAUGUUCACAAUUGUCAUUAUAUCAUUACCUCUGUUAUGAAGGGGGAUCACAUAUAUAUCCCAUAAAAGCUAUAAGCCAGGCUUCCACCUAAUUCCUCUGUUGAUGAAAUCCCUUACUCUGCAUAUCGUCCUUAAGCCAUGCAUGUUCAUUGAGUUCUGAAGCCAACAGGAGGAUGCGUUGCCCUUUACAGAUGCUGUCUCGUCAAGUUUUCUUUGUCCUGACUCGUAGUUUUGAGGUGGUCGUGUGUGUUGUAGAGGUAGCAGCAGGGUGUUGGUUUCCCAUCGUUCCCUCUCCUUACUGCAUUUCUUGUUAUUUUAGGUAGUGAGUAUGGUGCCCAUAAUGUUCAUGGUUGUGUUGUUGUCGUCUGUUGUUUUUAAUCUUAUGGAUUAUGUAUUUAUGACUGGAACUGUUCAUGGACUCUUCAUUUCAAAUUGGUCUUCUCAAAAAUUUGUUACCAUAUUACUCAAGCUACCUGUCAUUUCUUUUUAUCAUUUUUAUCAAUAUUUUUUUGAUGAUAUAAGCAGAAUAAUAUUGUUUAAUUUGAAAUUAUCAUCAUGAUUAUAAUUGUCAUAAGUAUGGUAUCCAUUAUUUCCUUUAAGCAAAUAUCAAGCAUAAAAAAAUGAGUUUUUCAUAGUUACAAAUUAUUAUUUAUUUUGUAACCAUUUUAAAAGUGGUCAUAGUAUAUAAGAUGCUGGUAGUUACAACUAAUUAUUUUCUUUAGUGCCAAAAUGUUCUUUUGACAGUAAAGUUUCAUCUUAUUUAAAGCUGCCGCUGAAAUCUAUUUCUUCCUUUUUCAGAAAUAUAACAUGAAAAUGAUGAAUUUAAAGCUUUUUAAAUCUCUCUGUGUUGGUCUGUCUUUAUCUCUGUCUUUCUACCUCUUCCUUUUCUAUCCUCUCUCUUGGUCUCGUUCUCAUUCUCAUUUUCGUUAGCAUUUGCAUUCUAUCUCUGUCUCUGUCUCUGUCUCUGUCUGUCUGUCUGUCUGUCUGUCUGUCUGUCUCUGUCUGUCUCUGUCUGUCUCUGUCUGUCUCUGUCUCUCUCUCUGUCUCUCUCUCUGUCUCUCUCUCUGUCUCUCUCUCUGUCUCUCUCUCUCUCUCUCUCUCUCUCUCUCUCUCUCUCUCUCUCUCUCUCUCUCUCUCUCUCUCUCUCUCUCUCUCUCUCUCUCUCUCUCUCUCUCUCUCUCUCGAGUUGAAAGCUUAAUCAAUAUUAUUGUCACUCUCUUAAAAGACGUUUAUUAAACAUCAGAUAUGAAAAUAAAAUUACAAGAAAUCAGAAAAAUAAAUUAGUAUUUGUGUGUUUGAAUACUGUAAGAACUUUAAAUAUGCAGAAAAUUACUUUUUGAAGAUGUGUAAAAUAGGAAUUGUAUCUUUGAAAUUGAAAUGAAAAAUACUUACCAUUUUUUUGAAGAUUGAAUUUUCUGGCGUGAUGGAGUAUUUCUUUUUUUAGAAGAUAGAAUUUUCAAGUUAGAUUUGAUAUGCUAAAUAAAAUUUGAAUACCUUGAUUUUGUAACUUCCCUAAUGUUUGAAAAUAAUAAAUUAGUUGUCAUGUUUUCAGAGAUUUCUUAUUUUAGAUUUUAUGUGAUAGGACCAAGGCUGUAAUAGUUAAACUGUAACAAACUGUCCUGUAAAUAUGAAUCUUACAAGUGGAUGUGAAAAAAAAAAAGUAUGAAAAAGUAUAUACAGUGAGAUUAUGAAUGUUUAAGGGUAUUUCUUGUUAGUGGAAAUUAUGAUAUAUACUUUACCUAUGAGUGAAAUGUAAUCAAAUUGAUAUAUUAACUUAAGGAUAUCUGGAUAAAAAACAUAUCAGCAUUUUGUUGUUUAAGGUUGUAUAAGAUGAACAAAAUCAUCAUCAAUCAAUAAGAUGAAGUAUGUUAAGAACCCAUUCGUAUAUACUGUAUACACAUGCUUAUGCACAUUUACAUUUCUAAUUACACAAUUAUUAUGCUCAUUGCCAAAUUCACACUCUUGCUUGCGCCCACACUUACACUCACACUCAUAUGCUCAUACACAAAGUAUGAAGACAAACACGUAUCUUUGUAAAUUUAAAAUCAAAUCCGAUACAAAUAGAAGGAAGAUUGUGACACAUGAUUUUUAAUUUUACUGCUGAGGACAUUGCUUGGUAUAUCUGAGUAUUAUAUUUAGACUGUAUAACUUUCUUCAAAAGUGCUGAUUACUCUGUUGCAUUCCUCAUAGUUGAUAAUGAUCAGAAUAAUUAUCAUGCAAGAAGAGAGAGAAAAAAACUUCUGAAUUUGAAAUGAAGAUAAUCAUGUCACAGAUGCUAAGUUAUACUUUCACCACAAAAUAAACUAUUGUUGUAAACCAUUAAAAAGAGAAAAUACAUCAGAGGAAGGAAACGUUAUAUUGGUUAUAUGAAUUUAAUGUCAAAGUUAAAAGAGAUGGAUAUUAAUGUCAAAGUUUAAAGAAUUAAUUUUUAAUGUCAGAGUAGAAUUACAUAAUUUUAUAGUCACUUGGUGUUCUUUUGUCACUUUGACUGAGGAGCAUAUAUAUUUCUCUAAAAUGUAAUGUGCAAAGCAGUAUUACAACAUUGUUUUCUUGAGCAAGACUAUAGUAAUUAUAGAAUCAACUUCAUUCUAUUGCAAGAUUUUGAAAAUUAUGAUUAGAAAUUGGAUUCAGGUUUUAUUGCUCUAUAUUUGUACAAUAUAUUUUCACUCAGUAUUAUAAAUCUUUGUAUAUUGUUUUAGAAAUUAAAUUUGCCAAAUUAGGAUUAGUUUAAUAUUAACAUUCAGCAUGAAAUAGUAACAAAGAGUUUAUGAAUGUUUCAGUUCUAUAUGUUAUGUAUUCAAUAUUUCAGUCAGUAUCGUGUGAUUCAAUUUACAGAUGACAUCUUGAAUGACACAUUAAAAACAUUUUUAAAAAUUUAUGACAAUAAUGCAGAAUGUAUCAGCACUUGCUUCAACAUCAGUGCUGUGAUUCACGGUGUUGUGUAUGUCAGAAUAUAACAUGAAAAAUGUAAUGUAGUAUAGAUAUAACAGUUUUGCAAGGGGAGAAAAAGUACAUUCUGUUCUUGUUCUCUGUUGAGUGUGAAAAGCUGUUUUGCAUGCUUUUAUUCUAUAACUAAUCCAUUUUCAAGUUUGUUCUUGUAAAACCUGUUUUUGCUUUGAAUCUGUAACUUAAUAGAUUUUGUGUCUACAUUUAAUUUUUUAUUUGAAUUUCUGAAUGUACUGUAUCUUGUAUUCUUGUUAACAUCUUUUUUAAAGCUGUGGCAUUCAGAUGAAGAUAUUUCUUGAAUCUUCUUACAUGAAACAGUAUUAUCAGUAAAUAUUUUUUUUAUUCGAAAGCCACAACAUUUUUUUUCUUUUUUUUCAAUGGCAUUAAUUAAGGUGUAUGUAACAAUGCUGAACAAAGCAUCUUGUUAUCAUGCAUUUUGAAAGAAAUACUGCUAUAGUCAUUUAGGAAAUUUUGAAUUAAGUUUCUUUGUUAGGAGACUUAAAAGAAAUGUUGCAUCAUAGAAGAGUAAGUAUUAGACUCUAUGAUGAUAGUGGAGAGUGUAUGAAAAUAGUGGAGUUUGGUUGACUUCUGGUGAGUGUAGACUGUGUUUGAGCAAAGAAAACGUGAACUGUGUAAGGUAAACGUGCACUGUACUUUUGUGAUAGUUAUUUACGUAGGGCCAUUAGAUUUUCUUAAUUGUUGGGAAAUGCUAGUUCGGCAGUGAUGUGUUUUUCUUUUUUCUUCAGUUGGUUUUUGAUGGCAGUUCAUACUGAUCGCUGAGCAAAAUGGCUUUGGUGAAUGAGGCUUUUUUAGGUUGAGACUGUGAAUUUGGUGCCUUUCAGAUACUUGAAGAGGACUUGUUUUUUGGAGUGUUAUCGCUUGAUGUGAUUGGUAUUCAGUAACCCUGCUUAUCAUACAAAGUCCUUGAUUUGAGUUGUGUGUGAUGUGUCCAGCUGUUCAAGAGCAGUUGCUUGUCUUUGUAAAGUAUGGUGUUGUGCAGAAGAACUGUUCGCAUGCAUGUACAGUUUGUUUAAUUUGCAUAAGGUUAAAUUAGCGCAUUGUGUGUGUUCUUUUCUGAUGUAACCUUGGCUUCAGUGUUGGUUAAUUGGUAUAUUGAAGUUAUGGAGAUUUAUAUUAUGACUAUUAGCUGGUUGUCAAAUAUAAGGCUGGUAUGAGACAUGUGGGUUUGGUUAUAUGUAUGCAAAGAAUAUGACCAGAGCUUAUAGAUGAAGUUUUGCUACCUGAAGAAAGAUUGAGAUGCACAGCAAAAUGGUAGUAGGACUGUAAUUUACCUGAUGUACCCAUAUUGUGCAUAUCCGUAUUAUAUUUUUUUUCUUUUCCUUUGUUUAAUUCUUUUUACAAUUGGAUAUUCAUAAGGAGCAUUUGGCUGACUGUUACUUUUGGAACCUGAGAGCAAGUUUUCCUUUGAAUUAUAAAACUAUUUGGAGCACCAGUUUUUAUUUAUUUUUUUAUUACAAAAUUCAGAUAAGAUUAAAACAGUGGUGUAAAUAUUACUCAUGAGCUCAUAUUCGAUGCUUGGUAACAAAUGUUUCUUUUGUUUUCCUGAUAACCAAUAUCUGUCAGUUCAGUAAUAUAUAAUUUUAUUUAAACAUUUUGUUCAAAUGAAAGCUAAGAGACAAAUAGUGAGGUAAGAGCAACUAUUGUACAUAUUAGUCCAGAUUACCGUUUGAAUUAUUGAGCUUUGACUGGAAUGGAUGUGAGUUUAGUUUCAUUGUCAAUUGGUAACUGUUGUUUGGUGUCUGUUGUGUUACUGGAGUUUGGCUGUAGGAUAUAUGUACAUACUUGAGAUGAUGUGGCAGGAACAUUUGUUUGGGAUAAUUCCUUAGCGGUAUGUAGGAUUGCAUACUGAAAACAAUAGAUGAAAUUCAAGAGUUAACUGAAAUUCAUACAACAAGUUUAGGACACAAGAAUUUGCAGGUUGUAAGCAACAUAUUUUUUCAAUUACUUUCAUCAGCUAGAAUUUCUGAGGCUUUAUCCUCAAUCUACAGAGCUUUGCUUUAGUAUAUACUUGAGAAGAAAGUAAAAGGAAUUCUCUUUGAAAGCCUUGUUACAUAAACCACGUAACAAGACAAAAAGCAGAACUGUAUAGAUUUUUAUACCUGCCUUUGCUUUGUUUUGACUUUAUUUGACAACACUUAGCAGUCAGAAUCUUAGCCAAAAAGAUUUUUGAAAAUCUUUAACAUGUAGUUUUGUAAUGUGUGAAAAAUAUUAUUAGGAGUAUAAUAAUAAUAAAUAAUAAUAGGAAUAAUCUCUCGCUUUAUUUCUCACUAAAUCUUUUCAGUGUUAGAAAUCUUUACAUAUAUAUAUCAGUUACUAUCUGAAAUUACCAAUAUUUUAUCUUGGAUUUAAUAGAUUUUCUUUUUUUUUUUUUUUUUUUU
Molecule: messenger RNA, 8591 nt
Organism: Penaeus indicus
Lineage: Eukaryota; Metazoa; Arthropoda; Malacostraca; Decapoda; Penaeidae
Product: solute carrier family 35 member G1-like
Exons: 5
Coding region: 228-1358 (376 amino acids)
Cellular component (GO): membrane
Source: RefSeq, a predicted model, not a curated record